UCUUUACUGAAGGCAGAUGUAAUACUUGAAACCAACAAGUUCUUCUAUCAUUGAUAUUGUUUUUCUCAUACAUAAAAAAGUAAUAGUAUUUUAAAGAACGUCAACUAUGUCUAUUAGAAUUUUGCUAUCGAUGAAUAUAUAUAUAUAACCGGAACAAAAGAAAAGACAGUUUAGCAGAUAUUUGGGUAGCAUAAAGGAAAAAGCAGCCUCCGCCAGCAUUGUUAGCAAAAGUACCUCCGGUUGAUAAUAAUUCCGACUGCAGUUCAAUUACACCGGCGGAAGCAAAGCUUACACCUCCUCUUUCUUUCAACCGAAAUGCCUACCAGACUCCACCACAACAGAAAGAAGCGUGGACACGUCUCUGCCGGUCACGGUCGUGUUGGCAAGCACCGUAAGCAUCCCGGUGGUCGUGGUCUUGCUGGUGGUCAGCACCAUCACCGUAUCAACAUGGACAAGUACCAUCCUGGUUACUUUGGUAAGGUCGGUAUGCGCCACUUCCACUUGAAGCCCAACGCGUACUGGAAGCCUAUUGUCAACCUCGACAAGAUCUGGUCUUUGGCCGGUGAGGGUGUCCGUGAAAAGUACAAGAACACCGAAAAGGUUCCCGUCGUUGACGCUUUGGAGAAUGGCUUCGCCAAGGUUUUGGCCAAGGGUAGCGUUGCCCAGCCCGUUAUUGUCCGCACUCGCUUCGUCUCUCGUCGUGCUGAGGAGAAGAUCAAGGCUGCUGGUGGUGGUAAGUUCAACUUUUUUUGAGUGCUAGUGGAGGUCAACUUAGUAUUGAAAAAAAGUGUUUGGUGCUAAUGAUCAUUUUUAUCAUUCCACUCUAUUGUAGCCGUCGAGCUCAUUGCUUAAAUUACCUUGUUCUCUCAAAAAACAAU
Messenger RNA from Zychaea mexicana, 878 nucleotides. Its product is annotated as ribosomal protein L18e/L15P. The record is from RefSeq and is a predicted model, not a curated record. Gene Ontology annotation, biological process: translation. Gene Ontology annotation, molecular function: structural constituent of ribosome. The transcript has 3 exons. Gene Ontology annotation, cellular component: cytosolic large ribosomal subunit; ribosome. NCBI's taxonomy places the organism in Eukaryota, Fungi, Mucoromycota, Mucoromycetes, Mucorales, Lichtheimiaceae. Bases 316 to 753 code for a protein of 145 amino acids.